Molecule: messenger RNA, 846 nt
Organism: Rhizophagus irregularis DAOM 181602=DAOM 197198
Lineage: Eukaryota; Fungi; Glomeromycota; Glomeromycetes; Glomerales; Glomeraceae
Source: RefSeq, a predicted model, not a curated record
UCCCCGGCACUGUUCUUGGGAAAUAUAAUUACUUUCCCCAUUUUUCAUAAUACUAAAUUAUGGAAACAUUUCCAGACUAUUACGCAAUUCUCAACGUUUCCGAAACUGCCACAGCUGAUGAAAUUCGAGAAGCUUAUAAGCGUAAAGCUCUUGAAACUCACCCAGACAGAUAUGCUUCAGGCUCGAAAGAUUCAGAGAUAAAUCCAAGACUUUCUCAAGAGGAAGCAAAAAUACAUUUUCAAAAGGUGGCUGAUGCUUAUUUCGUUCUCAGCGAUAAGGAAAGGAGGGCACAAUAUGAUAAUACGAGAGCGACUCGAAAGAAACGGCAAGGAAAUUCAUGGCAAACAUCACAGGCUAAUCCAGAUCAAGUUUUUGGCGAUGUAUUUGAAGACUUAUUGAGAUCAGAAGUAGAUAAUCCAUCAUGGUUCUAUGCACCUGUUGGUGCUGUUACUGGCGCAUGUCUUGGAUUUAUUUGUGGUAAUGUGCCUGGUUUGAUAAUAGGUGCUUAUGCGGGGAAUAAAUUAGGCGCUAUUAGAGAUGCGAAAGGUAUGUCUGUUUACGAUGCGUAUUCAAGACUUAAUGGUAAUCGUAAAGCAGCAAUCCUGGCCGCACUUGCUUCUAAACUGAUUACUGCUGGACGAAUUUAAAAUAAAUGAUGCUUACGUCAAUCGUAAUCGUAACCCUUUAUCAAUUAGUCAAAUUGAAUUUGACACCCUUUUUAACUCUAAUUAAUUAAACUAGUAUAUUAUUAAUAAUAUUAUUGGAUUAAAUACUAAUCCUUUUCACUAUAAACACUCAAAAAAAGUUUUUAAUUUUAUGUUCUUAAUUUUUUGGGGGGGUUUUUUU